This is a messenger RNA of Acipenser ruthenus (sterlet), 2666 nucleotides long. Its product is annotated as dolichyl-diphosphooligosaccharide--protein glycosyltransferase subunit 2-like. Gene Ontology annotation, biological process: protein N-linked glycosylation. Bases 127 to 2058 code for a protein of 643 amino acids. The record is from RefSeq and is a predicted model, not a curated record. Gene Ontology annotation, cellular component: membrane; oligosaccharyltransferase complex. The transcript is spliced from 18 exons. Lineage: Eukaryota; Metazoa; Chordata; Actinopteri; Acipenseriformes; Acipenseridae.
AGGGGGAGAUAUUUUCGGAAUAAAACUGAGAAAAUUAAAUAGAAACAACGAGAAAUGCACCAUAAUACUGCUUUGACACACUAACAUUAGAGCCGCACACGUGGUACUGUCAGUGGAUAUUGACUAAUGGCGAGAGAAGCAGGUUUAAUCUCUCUCUUCCUCCUGGCCCUGGUGCUCCGUGCUCAGGCCCUCACACCCUCCCACCACCUGUCCAGUGCAGAUGUAACCAGACUGAAAGCCUUCCUGAACCAGCCUCUGGAAGACUUGGAGUCUGCCUAUUACACCAUUGUGGGGCUGAGCAAGCUGGGGGCCCGAGUGUCUGACGAGAAGGCUGCCUGCCAGUUCCUGAAAUCCCAUCACGACCCCACCAGUAUUGAUUCCCUGUUCUUCGCUGCAGAGGCGAGCCAGGCCCUUUCAGACUGUGAGAUCCCCGUCUCCAAUGAGACCCGUGACCUGCUCCUGGCCGUGGUGAGCGAGGACUCAUCUGUGUCUCAGAUCCACCAUGCUGUUGGAGCGCUCGGCUCCCUCGGGCUUCCACUCGCUUCCCAGGAGGUGGUGAGCGCUCUGGCUGCCCGCAUCACCAAGGAGGACAACGUCAUGGCGAUUAUCGUUGCGUUGCAGACUGCGUCCCGGCUCUCCCAGCAGGCUGAUCUCAGCAGGAUUCUCGAGGAGAUUGAGGACCUGGCUGCCCGGCUGGACGAUCUGGGUGGAGUUUACCUCCAGUUCGAGGAAGGGCUGGAGGCCACUGCCCUGUUUGUCACCGCGGCGUACGGACUGUCAGACCAUGUGGGCAUGGAGCCACCCCUGAAAGAGGACCAAGUUGUGCAGCUAGUGAACUCUGUGUUCAGUAAGAAGGCUUGGACCUCCCUGGCGGAGGCGUUCAGCGUAGCCAGUGCUGCCGCCGCGCUCUCAGACAACCGCUUCCACAUCCCAGUGAUCGUGGGGACACAGGGCCCGGCCACCGUCUCACACAGACAGCCCACCCUAAAGAUCCAGGUGACCAACGUGCUGUCCAGGCCCCUUCCCUCUGCCAGUGUGGUGGUCGAAUCGGCCCGCUCAGUCUCCUCCAAGAACGUGGUCCUGAAGCAGGCUUCCUUCACACUCCGAGAAGAGGUUUUUGAGCUGAACUUCCUCGACAGCAAGCCAGCAAGUGGCUACUAUGACUUCGCAGUGGCAGUGGCUGGAGACACUCGCUUCGUUGGGAGCAGUGUGGAGCUCAAAGUAAAGGUUUCCACUGAGGUUGGCAUCACUAAUGUGGAUCUGUCUAUAGUGGACAAGGACCAAAGUAUUGGACCAAAAAGCACCAAAGUGGAAUACCCCUCGAAGGCAAAGAGCCCCUUGAUCGCAGACAGCCACCAGAACUUGGCUUUGUCCUUCCAGCUGGUGGAUGAGAACACCGGGGUGGAGCUCACCCCUCACCAGACCUUUGUGCGCCUGUAUAAUCAAAAGACGGACCAGGAGGUGGUGUUUGUUGCUGAGCCCGACAGUAAAAACGUGUACAGGUUUGAGCUGGAUACUGCAGAGAGGAAAUCUGAGUUUAAUUCAAUGUCUGGCACGUAUGCACUACACCUCAUCAUCGGGGAUGCCACGCUGGAGAAUCCCAUCCUCUGGAACAUGGCUGAUAUUGUGCUGAAGUUCCCAGAUGAAGAUGCUCCCUCAGUGGUGCAGUCCAAGAACCUCUAUGUUGCCAAACCAGAGAUCCAGCAUCUGUUCAGAGAACCUGAGAAGAAGCCAGCGACUGUGGUUUCCAAUGCAUUCACAGCUCUGGUACUGGCUCCAUUCCUGCUGCUGAUCAUCCUGUGGUAUAAACUUGGUGCCAACAUUUCAAACUUCAGCAUUACCCCAAGCGCUCUCCUGUUCCACCUGGGACACGCUGCCAUGCUGGGGCUCAUGUAUGUGUACUGGACGCACCUGAACAUGUUUCAGACGCUCAAGUACCUGGCCAUUGUGGGCAGCCUCACUUUCUUAGCAGGAAACCGCAUGUUAGCCCAGAAAGCAGUCAAGAGGAUCUCUGCAGAGCAGAGUAGUAGAUUGGCAAAGUAUAGGAGCCUGCGGUAGAGAGCUGUUUUCUAAUUCUUAAACACAAAACCUUCCUGUCUCAAGAUCGGAAGCCAGUAAAAAAAAUUCUACAAAAACAAUGGAAGACUCCUGAAGAUUUUUUUAUUUAAAAACAAAAAAAAACAAAAACAAAAACAAAAACAAUGUCUUGGGUUUGGGUUGCAAUGUUACCUGGUUUUGUACAGAAUUAAUUUGAACGGCUGUUUUUGUUAAGCCCUGCAGUGCGUGUUUUCAGUGCUCGCUGGUGUCCCAGAGGAAUAAUUUAAUACAGAAAAUACAGUUCUUCAAUAAGUUACGUUAUUUGUUGGCUUUUGAUCAAAAUGUCACAAAGCUUUAAGCAAUAUUUGAUGUACCUUUUAUGAGUUUAUCUAUAAUUAUUAAUUAGAUAACCAACAUGAUUGACAUAUGCAAGUACUGUUUGAGAAGUCAUUGGAACAGUUAGUGUGUGUUUUCUUUCAAAUGCAUUGCUUGAAUCAAUUGGUGUUACACGUUUUAACCCUUUACCACCACCUCCAUUUCCAAUAUGCUUCUGUGAAUCUAGAAGAGUUUCCUUUUCUGUUUCAAACCACUGUAACAAACUUGCAUCGUCCUUCGAAAAUAAUUGAUAA